GUAUGAAAUGAGUUCGUGGUAUUAUUAUAAAACACCGGUAUACGUUCGAUGGCAGUGGACAGCGCUAGCCAGUAGACAGAAAGAUGCUGCGCGGUGCGGUAGUUGUGAUCUUUGGCCUUUGUUUGCUGGCCCUAGCUCAUGGGAUGCCACAGUCACAGAUCCCAUGGCUUCAGUCUAGCGACGGGGGCUUCAAGGUGAAUUUCGGUGGUUUCCACGCUCAAGUCGGACGACGCGCUAACGCGGAUGGCUCCCAACUUGGGGGUGGAUAUGAUGUCAGCGCAGGGACACCCUGGGGAGCUAAAGCCGGCGCCGGCUUGCAAGGAUUGUUGAAUCCUUCCAACACCAAUGGAAAUUUAUAUUCAUACGCAACACGUGGUGAUGGAAGACCUCCAGUAAGAGCUGGACUAGGCGGUAGCUUGGGUGGCACUGGAUCAUCGAGCAAUCCAACUUGGGGUAAUAUCUACGCUGACAGACAAGGUUAACAAACUGAUCCCCCAUUCGGGAACACCAAACAAUGAUAAACUGAUUCAGUGGAGAAUGACUACUCAUCAUCCAAGAGAGUGGAUCAUUGAAUUCAUGGCGUCGAAGAGAAGGAUAAUGGAAUAUGAUUUACAAUGCACAUAGUACUAUUAGCACACAGUAUUGUAUUAAAAGUUCUUUGUUGUAAGCAAUAAAGGAAUGUCCUUAAACCGAA
Messenger RNA from Nomia melanderi (Alkali bee), 694 nucleotides. RefSeq lists its product as uncharacterized. The record is from RefSeq and is a predicted model, not a curated record. NCBI's taxonomy places the organism in Eukaryota, Metazoa, Arthropoda, Insecta, Hymenoptera, Halictidae.